Molecule: messenger RNA, 5497 nt
Organism: Artibeus jamaicensis (Jamaican fruit-eating bat)
Lineage: Eukaryota; Metazoa; Chordata; Mammalia; Chiroptera; Phyllostomidae
Gene: MIEF1
Product: mitochondrial elongation factor 1
Exons: 5
Coding region: 821-2212 (463 amino acids)
Biological process (GO): positive regulation of mitochondrial fission; mitochondrion organization
Cellular component (GO): mitochondrial outer membrane
Source: RefSeq, a predicted model, not a curated record
UUGACUCUAAAAGGUGGAGGAAAGAAAAGUGCCACCAAGGUUGUGAGCUCUAGUUAGGGAACAAAUGUCUUUGGACUUGACAGUGACUCUUAGGCAGUUGCUGGAGUAAGUAGAGUAGAGGCAGAAAUGUUUCUUUUCCUUUUGGGGGUGUGUAGAGCUGUAGGCAGAGUGUGGGCUGUGAAACUGGUGAUCUCAGUUGUGACAAGGCAUAGAAAGAAUGUUACUUUAUACCGGAAGGUGCGCCAGGGCCUUGUCUCUCUGCGGCCCUUUUCGAGUGUACUGGGAUCCUGACCGGCAUGUGGCUCCGUCCCUGUGUAAUCCUGGUGUACGGGACACGUGGUAGAAGAGAGGAGUGCUGUUGAGAGCCAUGUUCAGAUCUAAACCAUGUCGCCAUCCCCUACCGGGUUGGGCCAGGCCUCUAACUCCAUGGGAAAUGGGCUUGUUUGGGGUCCAGGGGGGCUUCAAUCAGGAUGACUCCAUCGUUGCCGGGGAGCAAGUGUGUGCGGGCCUCUUGGGCUGGGUACUGGGUCCUGUGUUGUACCAAAGGACUCCUUUUAGGUGCCCACAUCUUUAGUUCAAGUUCCAAGUGCAUGCGAGCAGGUGGGGGUUUUGUUUGCUUGUUUUUCAGUUAACAGUCAAGUCUUCAGUGUUCUGUGUUUAUCCUCAUUCUCACAGUGCCAGCCUCACCCGAGCCUGGGGUAGUCGCCCCGCACCCUUGCCCCAGGAAACAGCAUUUGUCCAGCGGGAGUGUCCACGAGGGUUAUUUUCUUUUCUGGACCUGUGUCACGGGUGGACUCCUAGUCAGUCCUAUAUGUGAGCAAUGGCAGGCGCUGGUGAGCGCAAAGGCAAGAAGGAUGACAAUGGCAUCGGCACGGCCAUUGAUUUUGUGCUCUCCAAUGCCCGGCUGGUGCUGGGGGUGGGUGGAGCAGCCAUGCUGGGCAUUGCCACACUGGCAGUUAAGCGGAUGUACGAUCGGGCAAUCAGCGCCCCUACCAGCCCCACCCGCCUGAGCCAUUUAGGGAAAAGAAGCUGGGAAGAACCAAACUGGAUGGGCUCCCCCCGACUGCUGAACAAGGACAUGAAGACGGGCCUGAGCCGUUCCCUGCAGACCCUGCCCACGGACUCCUCGGCUUUCGACACCGAUACAUUCUGCCCAUCCCGGCCCAAGCCAUUGGCCAGGAAGGGCCAGGUAGACUUGAAGAAGUCACGACUCCGCAUGUCCCUGCAGGAGAAACUUCUCACUUACUACCGGAACCGGGCCGCCAUCCCUGCCGGUGAGCAGGCUCGGGCCAAGCAAGCUGCUGUGGACAUUUGUGCUGAGCUCCGGGGCUUCCUGCGGGCCAAGCUGCCUGACAUGCCGCUUCGGGACAUGUACCUGAGCGGCAGCCUCUACGAUGACCUGCAGGUGGUGACAGCCGACCACAUCCAGCUCAUCGUGCCCCUCGUGUUGGAGCAGAACCUGUGGUCGUGCAUUCCCGGCGAGGACACCAUCAUGAACGUCCCUGGCUUCUUCCUGGUCCGCCGUGAGAACCCGGAGUACUUUCCUCGUGGCAGCAGUUACUGGGACCGCUGUGUGGUCGGGGGCUACCUCUCCCCAAAGACGGUGGCAGACACGUUUGAGAAGGUCGUGGCUGGCUCCAUCAACUGGCCGGCCAUCGGCUCCCUCUUGGACUAUGUUAUCCGGCCAGCACCGUCCCCGGAGGCCCUGACCCUGGAAGUGCAGUACGAGCGUGACAAACAUCUUGUCAUUGACUUCCUGCCAUCAGUGACCCUUGGUGACACCGUCUUGGUGGCCAGACCGCACCGGCUAGCCCAGUAUGACAACCUGUGGCGGCUGAGCCUGCGCCCUGCUGAGACGGCGCGCCUGCGGGCUUUGGACCAGGCUGACUCGGGCUGCCGCUCUCUGUGCCUCAAGGUCCUCAAGGCCAUAUGCAAGUCCACUCCGGCGCUGGGCCGCCUCACUGCCAGCCAGCUCACCAACGUCAUCCUCCACUUGGCCCAGGAGGAGGCUGACUGGUCUCCUGGGAUGCUGGCCGAUCGAUUCCUGCAGGCCUUGCGGGGACUCAUCAGGUACCUAGAGGCCGGGGUCCUGCCCAGUGCCCUCAACCCCAAGGUGAACUUAUUCGCAGAGCUCACCCCAGAGGAAAUAGAUGAAUUGGGAUACACUCUCUAUUGCUCGUUGUCUGAGCCGGAGGUGCUGCUGCAGACGUAGGGCAAGUGAAGGCCAGAGCGGGUGUGGGGCAGUCAGGCUCUGGAUCCUCUGUCAGAAACACCCGGCCACGCGGUUGGUGCCUCGCAGGGUCCCUAGGUGCCUCCUGUCUUGCCCUGGUCACUUCAUGCUGAUUAGAAUGACAUUGCUUGAUUUCCUAUUUUCUCAAACCCAGCCCUUUCUAUUUUUGUUACCAAACACUGUGCUCCCUACUCCUCCACAGCCCCUUGCUCCGGGCUGAUUUUCUGGAAUGAAUUGAGAAGGUUGAGCACUGCCCAAGCUGUUGAAACUGCUCGGUGUUCUGCUGCCCUGCCCUGCCCUGCGGCCUGUCUCUCCUCAGUGUUUCCUCCGACUUUCUCUUUCCCUCGAGUUUGCACCUUUUGUUUUGUUCCUUCCCCGGAGCACACCUGCCUGAUCCAGAUGUUGCCUUUCGUUGAAUGUCACCGAAGUUAUUGCACAAUUCCAAGCUGAGCUCUGCAGAGAGUGCUCAAGCAGUAUUUAGGGUGCCUGGCGGUGAGAUGGUGCAAGAGCUGGCCUUUGACCCAGGUUCCUGGAAGAGAAGCCCAUUCCCCCAGUCUCCUGAUCUGCUCACAUCUGUACUGCUGAGAAGGUUUCUCAUGGGAACACUGUUAGUGACCCACCCAGGAGUGAGGGCCCAGGAAAAACCAGAUGCCAUCAGUGCAGAGUAGGAGAGCCGGGGGUGGUACGGGGGCCUGGGAGAGGGUCUGUGUGCCUGACGUCUGUGCUGCAUCCUGCUCCAGACAUUGCCCCUGUGUGCGGGAGUCAGGUGCAGACAAGGGAGGGAAGGAGCCGCAAGGGCAGCACCUCUGCACAACUGUCCUCGUUCACCCCCUUUCUCCCUGAUUGCCAAUCAGGACGAGGCCUUCAAGAACCCAGCCUUAGCUGUAGAGGUUGAAGGGAGCUUGACAGGCAGUAGAACGUCAGCUGGAAGAUCCAGUCACCAGUUGGUACUCAGUGAGCACAUUUUUCUCCCAUCAGGCUCUGCCUUUCUAGGACAUUGUCUUAGAGCGAGAGCCAGAACAGGCUUGACUGCUGUAGGUAUGCGAGGGCGCUGUUUGCUGAGCUCUCCAGGCACCUCCAGAGCCAAAGGGCCAGCAAGCCUGCUCAGACUUCUCCCCACCCCCAGUCCCGUCUCUGCCCAGCACCUGGGGAGAUUGGUGCUACCUAGGAAGAGUGCACACAGAUGAAACACAUGUGAGAGGGGGUAGGGACUUCCUGUGCUCCCUGUUUCUGGCUGCUAAAAUCGCAGUAUUUAUUGUAAUGUAAAAAGUGUCCUGAGUGGGGACAGGAGUGAUGAAUACACAAUACCAGUGCUGCUUGUUCUGUGUGUUUUUUCCUGUUUAUGACAAGAGUCUGAUAAUUCUGUUUCUGAUCCACCCACCCAGUAUUUCAUUCAGCUCCCAUGAAGUGGUGGUAUUUUUUUUCUAUUCUUACUACCUCUCCAAUCAGUGAUUCUGGGGAAGCUCUCUGCAGCUGUUUCAUUCCUUCCCGGCUACAGCAACAGGAAAUGGCUCUAUGAAUAGCACUGGAACCUCAGCUACCCUCUGAGUUUAGGGUAGAGACUCCUGUCUUUCAUGGAUCAGGGGGUUGAGAACUGGGGUUAAUUUUGGCUAUAUUUGGAAAGUCUUCCUGCCUCUGAGAUGUGUAUAAGGGUUCCUUAAAGUGGCUUUGUUGUUUCGUUUCUAUGAGGCUGUUGGAACAGAAUGAAAAGUGUAAAGCCCAGAACCUGGAAAAAGAUUAUCCACCCUGGCUGUUCAUCAGAAUUAAAUUGGAGUUUUAGAAACUCUGUACUCCCAGGUGCUGUCCUGCGUGAGUGCCUGGCGUAGUGUCCAGGAGAUGGGCGGGCUGAGGAGGCGUUGACAAAGCUCGGGUCAUUCACAGAGAUGGCGGAUUUGGUUUUCCCAGUCUCGUAUAAAGCCAAGUUUUCCCAAGCUCAAAAAAGAUUUUAAAGAUCAGGUCUCAGAUUAUCAAAGCUAAGUGUGAUUGUGAUUUGAGUUUAUCUCCUCUCUUAAAGAGCAUCUUUCUGAGGGCAUCUCUGCUUCUUAACUAUGUUUCACAAAACCAAAAUCUGUAACUUUGCCAUUUCACAAACAAGAACCUUCUAGAAGCCCUCAGAACUGGAAGCAGUGGGAAUUCCCCAUCCUGGUGGCUUUGCUGACCAACUCAGCAAGCCUCACCAUAAAACAUGGACGGUCGAGGUUUUUCAGAUUCUUGGGAGGAAGAGGGAACAUCCUGUCCCCUCCACCUUUAAUCUUUGGGGAAAGAUGUGGUGCCUUUCCCACCAUUCUGUGUUUCCACUCAGUAACUCCUGCCUCUUCUGAUGUCAUAGCAUCUGGUCCUACUUCUCUGUCUGAGGUUUUUUUUUUUUUUUUUUCCACACCAUCUAGGUUAGCAAACCACACAGCCUAAUGCUUAAAAAAUAUACUCCAUCUUGACAUUUGUGUCAAUUCCAAAGUGUAUUUUUGUUUUCCCUUCCUUCAAAAAAUGAGUUUAGGACACCAGUAUUUUUCUUUAUACACUUGGUUGUGACUUAUUUUUUUCAAAUAAAUGAUUGAUGCUCAUGUUUGGAAAAGCUAUGUUGAGGCCUACAGUCUUUCUUCCUGGGUCUCCGCCCCUGCUGGUCCACCGGUGGACGUUCCAGAUUAGCUGGGUUUGCUCCCGUGUGUUCCACCGAAGUCGAGAGCGCAGGUGGGUUUGAAGGGAAUCAGUCUCAGGAUCCAAAGGCCCUGGAGAGGCCCCAAGGGGUUUCUGUAAGUAGGGUCCCUGCACAUGUCCUGAGCCCUCUGCUUGGGCCACCUCCGUGAGACUGUGAUCCUGGCUGGGAACUCUGCCCUUCCUCCUGAAGCUCAAGGCCAAAGAGAUGCGUAGGACUAGAGAUGUGAGGCUGUCACCCUUUUAGACACUGCUGACUCUAAGUGGCCAAAGUGCCCGACAUGGGGGUUCAUGGGGGUCCUUGAGUUAAUGGAUACAGUGUACUGUUUACCUUUUCAUUUUGAUCACCUUGUAGUCUUUAAAUUUUUGGUCCGACACCAAGUCCACAACUUGUCUUCCAGUCACUUGCCUGCUCUUCAGUAGCAGUUGGUAUGUUUGGCUGGCAGAUUUGGAACCAGUCACCAAUCUUUCUGUCCUGUCUUGGUUAGCUCCAUGUACAAGCAGCUUAACCCUGAGACCUGGAGAACAACUGUCCUUUUUCUUCGGGGAGGAAAUAGAGAACAUGGUGUCCUUCCACGGCAUGGGAAAAAUAAAAUAAAAGCCUCCUUUCCAACA